Messenger RNA from Chenopodium quinoa (quinoa), 573 nucleotides. RefSeq names its product death domain-associated protein 6-like. The transcript is spliced from 3 exons. The record is from RefSeq and is a predicted model, not a curated record. Lineage: Eukaryota; Viridiplantae; Streptophyta; Magnoliopsida; Caryophyllales; Amaranthaceae. The coding region runs from base 1 to 573 and encodes 190 amino acids.
AUGUCUGAGAAGGUGGGGACUUUUAGAGCUGAACAUGUCAUGGGACAUGGCAUUAUCUUAGUUGUGUCAGAUGCCGAGGACACUUCUAUGCUGCGAGUGCAUGGACUUAGAAAGCCCAUCCACGAGAAGACCAAAGAGAUAAAAGCUGCGAAUGCUCGCUCUGCCUCUUCUCUAGAUACGACCAUGUUUCAGAUUGCUCAGAAUGAAUUAUUGACCACUGACAUCCUAUAUUAUCAGGCGGCCGCUAAUCUGCAGGUCAAGGCUGAUGUGGACGCGGCGAAGAGGCGGAUCUCCGAGCUGGAGAAGGAGGUUAAGGACCUCAAGGCUACGCUUGAGCCUCUCAAAGAGGCGGACUCUGAAGCAGCCGGACUCCGCACCCGGGUGGACAAACUCAAGGCCAGGCUGCAAAACCAGGAUGUCCUGGAAGAGGAAGAGGAGGAGGAGGAGGAGUCGUCUGAUUCGGCCGAGGGGUCUGACCAGGUGGGGGAGCAGGAAGCUGAAGAGGACCAGGAGCUGGCUGGGGAAGAGAAGGAUGUGGCUGCUGACACUGAGAAGCCCCCUCCUGAAGCUUAA